AUGCUUGUUGUAGACGAGGCGGAUAGAAUAUUUGACAUUGGGUUUGAACAGGAAAUGCAUCAAAUUGUCCGUUUAUUACCCAAAAAACGCCAAACUGCUUUGUUUUCUGCUACAUGUUCGGCCAAAGUUGAAGAAUUAGUUCGUGCUGCAUUGCGAACAAAUCCUCUCAAAAUUGGUGUUAUGGAGCAGAGAGCAGAAAGUUUAACAGAUUCUAGCUUAAAUGAUUUAGCAACUCGAGAAGGAUUGGAGCAGGGUUAUGUCGUUUGUUCGUCAGAAAAGCGUUUUCUUUUGCUCUUCACUUUUCUUAAAAAGAACAAGUCGAAAAAGGUAAAUAUUCUCUCAAUUUUCUUUACAAGGGCAACCUUUUUUAAUAUUUUUCAGAUAAUGGUUUUCUUCUCAUCAUGUGCUUCUGUUCGAUUUCAUCAAGAAUUACUUAAUUUUAUUGAUCUUCCUGUUUUAAGCAUUCAUGUUUGUUUUUAUUUAAUUUUUAAAUUUUUUUUCAUUCAGGGCAAACAAAAACAACAAAAAAGAACUUGUACUUUCUUUCAAUUUUGCCGAGCAAAGACUGGUACUUUGUUAUGUACAGAUGUCGCCGCUCGUGGUUUAGACAUUCCUUCUGUUGAUUGGAUUUAUGAUCCACCAGACGAGCCCCGCGAGUAUAUUCAUAGAGUUGGCCGAACAGCUAGAGGAGAAUCUGGAACUGGAAAUGCCCUUUUAAUUUUGAGACCUGAAGAGCUUGGAUUUUUGCGUUUCUUAAAGGCAGCUAAAGUAACAUUAAAUGAAUAUGAAUUUUCUUGGAAUAAAUUAGCAAAUAUUCAACCUCAAUUAGAACGUUUAAUUUCACAAAAUUAUUAUUUAAAUAAAUCAGCAAAAGAAGCAUAUAAAGGCUAUAUUCGUUCUUAUGAUUCUCAUUCACUUAAACAAAUUUAUGAUGUUAACAAUUUAGAUUUAAUUAAAGUUUGUAAAUCAUUUGGUUUUGAAGUACCUCCGUUUGUUGAUUUACCAAUUUCCAAUCGUUCAAAACUUGAAAAAGCCAUUGCUAAAAAAUCUGAAAUACAAAAUAGACAAAAACCGUCAGUUAAAACUGAAAAAGAAUUUGUACCUUUAAAAAGGAAAGAUAAGGGAAGAAAAGUUUUUAAACAAAAUAAGAAAAUGAAAGUUUAG
Meloidogyne enterolobii is the source of this 1164-nucleotide messenger RNA. The record is from the annotation of a GenBank genome assembly. NCBI's taxonomy places the organism in Eukaryota, Metazoa, Nematoda, Chromadorea, Rhabditida, Meloidogynidae.